Molecule: messenger RNA, 771 nt
Organism: Haliotis rubra (blacklip abalone)
Lineage: Eukaryota; Metazoa; Mollusca; Gastropoda; Lepetellida; Haliotidae
Product: WSCD family member AGAP003962-like
Exons: 3
Coding region: 1-771 (256 amino acids)
Molecular function (GO): sulfotransferase activity
Source: RefSeq, a predicted model, not a curated record
AUGAGGGUGCUUCACAGAAACUCAACGCCGUAUUCAACGGAUGUCCUUACUUCAAGUCAGAAUGGUUCAGAGCAACGCUGUCCAGAUGUAAGGUUGUCUCCCCGUAUUCUGCCUCAAAUAGCACUGGCUAGUUACCCCGGCUCCGGCAACACGUGGACCAGGCACCUCCUGCAGCAGAUGACAGGAAUUGCAACAGGGUCGGUGUAUAGUGACGAAGAUCUGAGACUCAACGGCUUUCCUGGGGAGAGUCUGUCCAAUGGUCAUGUGGUCGCUGUGAAGACCCACCAGUUGUAUGACGAGACGUUAUAUGAUAGGGCAAUUCUGCUGAUAAGAAACCCGUAUGAAACUUUCCUGUCCUUGUUCAAAUUUGUUCACGCAAACCACACAGGAGCGCCAAACAUCGACAAAUAUGUCACAGGAUGGACCAUGUUUGUUGCCAAAGGGAUUGAUAAGUAUAUUCAGUUCUAUACUUCCUGGAUGAAGCAUCUGGAUGUACUGCCUAUCUUCUAUGACAUGAUGAAACAGAACCUCACACAGGAGCUACACAGGAUUAAGACGUUCCUGGCAAAGUCUGGAAUUAAAGGGGACAUUCACUGCGCCUUGGCAGAUCCUAGUGGGAACCAUAAGAGAAAAGAUUCUUUGAUUCCUUUUGAUUUUUUCUAUUCUAAAAGAAAACGAACUACGAUGAAUUUAAUGAUCAAGCAAAUACGGAAUAUGUUCAAAGACCGGUUUAGAAAUGUUACAGAAAAGAUGGAGACCUGGUUGUUAUGA